GGCGAGGAGUCGCCGGGAGGAGUCUCUGCCGCUGCAUGGCCGAUGCCGACGGUGGGGGCGGCGACGCCGGCCGACGCCGUCACCGGCGGCGUCGCUACGUCGUCUGCGCCGCGUCCGUCGGCAGCAUGUCCGUGGUGACGGCGAUGCUGGUGGUGGCCGUGGUGCUGUCGGCGACCCGCGGCGAGGUGUCUCUGGGCGGCAUGCUCUACCCCAGGGAGUCCGAGUCCCGCGAGGUGCGCUCCCUCGACGGCGUCUGGGACUUCCGGCUCUCCGACAACCUGCAGGGCUACUGGGAGCGCUGGUACGAGCACGACCUGCGCUCCACAGGAGAAGUGAUGAUGAUGCCGGUACCGGCCAGCUACAACGACGUGACGCAGCUGAAGGAGGUGCGCGACCACGUGGGGCUGGUCUGGUACGACCGGCGCUUCUUCGUGCCGCGCUCCUGGCAGUCGCCCAACAUCCGCGUGUGGCUGCGCUUCGGCAGCGUACACUACGUCGCCCAAGUGUGGGUGAACGGCGAGCUGGCGAUGGCGCACGAGAUCGGCCACCUGCCGUUCCAGACGUCGGUGACGGGGCUGCUCAAGUUCGGCGCCAGCAACCGGCUGACCGUCGCCGUGGACAACACGCUGCUGCAGACCAGCGUGCCGCAGGGCUCCCUCCACCACGUCGACACCGCAAACGGCACGCGGGAGUAUCAGUCGUACUCGUUCGACUUCUUCAACUACGCGGGCAUCCAUCGGCCCGUCCUGCUCUACACGACGCCCUCCGUCUUCAUAGACGAUCUCAACGUCGCCACUGACUACUCGCUCGACGGGACCGGCACGGUACGGUACAACGUGACGUACGCGGGCUACUCUAUGGAGGCACCGCAGUGCCGCGUGGACCUUCUGGACGCGGACGGCGUGGUGGUGGGCUCCAGCGACUCCAGCAACGGCCUGCAGGGCGAGAUCCGCGUGCCCGACGCUCACGCAUGGUGGCCCUACCUCAUGCACCCUCGGCCGGGAUACCUCUACACCUUGCAGGUGCGGCUGACGUCAUCGGAAUGGGGUACGGAGGACGUGUACCGGCUGCCCGUCGGUAUCCGCCGACUCGCCUGGGACAACUCGUCGCUGCUCAUCAACGACCGACCCGUCUACUUGCGAGGCUUUGGCCGACACGAAGACGCUGACAUCCGCGGCAAGGGGCUGGACCUGGCGACCGUCGCGAAGGACCACAACCUGCUGCGCUGGGUGGGCGCCAACUCGUACCGCACCUCCCACUACCCGUACGCUGACGAGGUCAUGGACUUCGCCGACCAGCAGGGCUUCCUCAUCAUCGACGAAUGUCCCAGCGUCAACACAGAGAACUACUCGCCGGCGCUGCUGCAGAAGCACAAGGACUCGCUGACGGAGCUGAUCCGGCGCGACAAGAACCGGCCGAGCGUCAUCAUGUGGUCCGUCGCCAACGAGGCGCGCACACAGCUGUUCGCCGCCGAGUCCUACUUCAGGGAGAUCGUGCAGCACGUGAAGAGCCUGGACCCCUCGCGGCCGACCACCAUGGCCAUCGCCAGGGGCUUCAGCGAGGACAGGGCUGCACCGUUCAUCGACAUCAUCGCGUUCAACCGUUACAACGCGUGGUACAGCAACGGCGGCCUCACGGAGACCAUCGUGCCGCGCGUCGUGGCCGAAGCGGAGGGCUGGUACGCCAGGUUCGGCAAACCCGUCUUCGUCACAGAGUACGGCGCCGACACGCUCGAGGGCCUGCACCUGGAACCUGAAUACAUAUGGUCUGAAGAAUACCAAGAAGUGCUGUUCUCGGAACAUUUCAAAGCAUUCGACAUCCUCAGAGAAAAGGGUUAUUUCAUCGGAGAAAUGAUAUGGAAUUUUGCAGAUUUCAAAACUGCACAAACGUACACGAGGGUCGGCGGUAACAAGAAGGGUAUCUUCACUCGGGCGCGCCAGCCCAAGUCGGCAGCGCAUCUGGUGCGCAAGCGCUACUGGUCGCUGGCGGAGCGACUCGACGGAGCACAGCCACCCGCGGACACCCGCCGUUACGUCAUCGAUGCUCCCCCGAAAGACUCUGCCAAUGCAGUGCGCCGCGAGCUGUGAGCUGAGUGCAGCCACAGACAGCCGACAGCCGUCCCUUGUUCCGUCCAGAAGCAAUACGGUCAACUCUGCAAACACGCCGUCCGCAAGGUGGUGAGACCGGAGCAGUGUCCUCAGUUAACUGGCCGCUAUGUAUCACAUGCUGCAGACUGCUGCCUUGCUGUGGAAACCUGUACUUUCAAGUGAUAUUAACUUUCAGAAGCCAGUAUCUGCUGUCCCUUCACGGACAAACAAUGCUGUGGACUUCGUCAUGAUAGUUCUACAGAAAGAAUUGUGACUUUUUUCUAAAAUUAUAAACCACUCUAGUCGACACUCAUUCCCAAGAACAAUUGACAAUCAAAAUCCCAUCGACUUAUCCCACUGUCAGUGAAAGAAGAAGAAGAAGAAGAAGAAGAAGAAGAAGAAGAAGAAUUACUUCAUAGAUUUUCACAUGUGACCUGUGUUCAUUGA
Molecule: messenger RNA, 2534 nt
Organism: Schistocerca piceifrons (Central American locust)
Lineage: Eukaryota; Metazoa; Arthropoda; Insecta; Orthoptera; Acrididae
Product: beta-glucuronidase-like
Exons: 13
Coding region: 36-2087 (683 amino acids)
Biological process (GO): glucuronoside catabolic process; carbohydrate metabolic process
Molecular function (GO): beta-glucuronidase activity; carbohydrate binding
Source: RefSeq, a predicted model, not a curated record